AUGGCAACAAACGACCUCAUGACGCCCGUUCCCGGCGUCGAUCCAACCAAAGGCGGCUAUUAUAUCUGGCGCUAUCUGCCAAACCAAGGCGCAUCCGUCGUCUUCCUUCUCCUCUUCCUUGCCUCAUUCAUCUUCAUGUGCUGGAAAAUCUGGAAGACCAGGGUCCGCUUCUGCAUUGUCUUCGCAAUUGGAUGCUUAUUCGAGUUUAUUGGCUUUGCAGCCCGUACAGCCGCACACAACAAGACCGGUCGAAUCAUGCCAUACGCCAUUCAAAGCAUGUAUAUUCUUGUCGCCCCGGCCCUCUUCGCCGCCUCUAUCUACAUGACACUCAGCAGGAUCAUCUUGGGUGUUCAAGGCAGCAAAUAUUCCCUUAUCAAGCCAAGCAGGGUAACAGCAAUAUUCGUUGGUGGAGACAUCGCCACGUUUAUGAUCCAGGGAGGCGGCGCAGGGUUGAUGGUGGUCCAAAAAGCUGGUUUUGCCACUUGGGGUGAGAGGAUCAUUCUAACUGGCCUCGUCAUUCAGGUCGUUUUGUUUGGCUUCUUCAUGUUUGUUGCUCUUAUCUUCCAUCGAAGGAUGAGGCAGGCACCGACGCCCCGUUCCCUCGAUUCUACCAUUCCUUGGGAGCAAACCCUGAUCAUGCUCUAUGCCGUGAGCGCUCUGAUUAUGGUUCGGUCUAUUUUCAGGGUAAUUGAGUAUGCGCAGGGGCAGACGGGCUAUUCUCUCUCUCAUGAGUGGACUUUAUAUAUAUUCGACGCUCUUCCUAUGUUUAUCGUCACAAUUUUAUACGGAUGGAGAUUCCCCAGUGAACUCAAGCCGAAGGAAAUUGAGUUUCACGAGGUUUGA
This is a messenger RNA of Ilyonectria robusta, 843 nucleotides long. Its product is annotated as RTA1 like protein-domain-containing protein. The transcript is spliced from 2 exons. The record is from RefSeq and is a predicted model, not a curated record. Gene Ontology annotation, cellular component: membrane. NCBI's taxonomy places the organism in Eukaryota, Fungi, Ascomycota, Sordariomycetes, Hypocreales, Nectriaceae. Bases 1 to 843 code for a protein of 280 amino acids.